AUGGCAGUACCAGGAAGACGCAACGGUUUGAUGAACGAUGAGGAGGAAGAAGACGCCCUAUUCGAAGACGUAGAAGAAGGAGUGUUGCUCGAACCGGAGUCCGACAUUCCUCCGCACCUCCGCGACCUUGCCGCCGCCGCCGAACUCGGCGACGUCGACGCCCUCCACGUAGAAGAAGGAGUGUUGCUCGAACCGGAGUCCGACAUUCCUCCUCACCUCCGCGACCUUGCCGCCGCCGCCGAACUCGGCGACGUCGACGCCCUCCGCCAAGCCCUAGAUAAUCUGAAUGGCAGUAUUGAUGAACCAGUGGAAGAUGGGGACACUGCUCUUCAUCUGACCUGUCUCUAUGGCUAUCUUCCUUGCGUACAGCUAUUGUUGGAAAGGGGAGCUUGCUUGGAGGCUAAGGAUGAAGAAGGGGGAAUUCCUCUGCAUGAUGCUUGUGCAGGAGGAUUUACGGAGAUAGUCCAACUUCUAAUCAAUAGCGCUAAUGAUCCCGUGUGUGUAAAGAGAAUGCUUGAAUCUGUUGAUGCAGAAGGUGAUACGCCUCUUCAUCAUGCAGCAAGAGGUGAACAUCUGGAUAUUAUUCAAUUGUUGCUGGCCUCUGGUUCUUCUCCUACUAAGACAAAUAUUUAUGGGAAGAUCCCGUGUGAGCUUGCUGAUCCGGGGACAGAAGCUUGGAGAAUUUUGGAAGAGGUUGCUGGUAUUGUGGCAAUCCAUUAG
Ilex paraguariensis (yerba mate) is the source of this 720-nucleotide messenger RNA. The record is from the annotation of a GenBank genome assembly. NCBI's taxonomy places the organism in Eukaryota, Viridiplantae, Streptophyta, Magnoliopsida, Aquifoliales, Aquifoliaceae.